Molecule: messenger RNA, 626 nt
Organism: Lecanosticta acicola
Lineage: Eukaryota; Fungi; Ascomycota; Dothideomycetes; Mycosphaerellales; Mycosphaerellaceae
Source: the annotation of a GenBank genome assembly
AUGGCCACCAGGACACAGCAACUCGUCCCAAUGGCCCAGCUGCUCGGGCUAUCUGGCGCUUCAGCACUCUCUGGUAAGCUGCGCCAAUCCUAUUGCAAAUUCAAGAGGACACAGCUGACAUCUGCAAAGCGUACAUCGCAUCCUUCAGCUUCAUCGGCGUUGAGGCCAGCAAGAUGGCGCCAAUCGAUCUUCAGGCGAAGCAGUGGUCUCACAUGUAUCACAUUGGCAAGCAAUCCGUCCCACCGCUGGCUCUCUGCUGCUCGGCUAUCUUUGGGUUUUUGGCGUACUCCAGUAAGCUCUCUGCCUUUUGAGUCGGAGUCAUCCCUGUGAUCUUGCUUGGGAAACUGAUCGUUGUCAAAGCACGUGACCUUACAGGCAGGUUUGGAGUCUCUCCUGCAGCUCUCUACGCUUCAGCUGCGGUCUUGGCUCCUUGUGUUGCUCCCUACACCUUCACAGUGAUGUGGAGUGGAGUUCAAGCGCUGGAAGCGAAGGCUGCUGGAGCUGGCAAUGCGCCGAGUGAUGCUAAGACGAAGGACCUUGUGAAGGUCUGGAGUGGACAGAAUUUGAACCGCGCUUUGAUUGUAUUGGCCGCGGCCGCCUUGAGUGCAGUUGCCGCUAUUUCGUAG